Diversispora eburnea is the source of this 567-nucleotide messenger RNA. NCBI's taxonomy places the organism in Eukaryota, Fungi, Glomeromycota, Glomeromycetes, Diversisporales, Diversisporaceae. The record is from the annotation of a GenBank genome assembly.
AUGAUCAAGUCAAAACGUGGAAGAAAGCCCAAAGUAAAACCAAUUGAAACAAAUGCUAAAAAUGAAAACGAAAAUAUUGAACCUACAACGGUCAAUUCAUCUCCUGCCAAAAUCACCGAAACAACAACUACUAAACGUGGUCGUAAACCAAUAAAUCCUAUUGAGAAUAAUAUUGAAGUUGUUUCUCAAGCUGAAGCAACGGCCUCUACUACUACUAGACGUGGUCCUAAACGAAAAGAUGAAACCAAUAACGCAAAUACUGUUAACUCUAUUGGAACCAAUAAUGCCGAUAAUACAAAUACUCAGCCUACUACAACUCAUCGAAAGAGUAGGAGUAAAGGAAACAUUAAUGUUACAAGCGAAACACCUACCAACACCAAUUCUGAAAAUAAUAAUGCUGGCACUUCUAAUUCUAAUGGAACCAAUGCUGAUACUACAAAUACUCAACCUACUGUAACCCUUCGAAGGGGCAGGAGCAAAGGAAAGAUUAAUGUAACAAACGAAGCAUCUAGCAACAUCAAUUCUGAAACAAAUAAUUCCAGCGCUUCUAAUUCUAACGGAACCAAC